Brassica rapa (field mustard) is the source of this 1257-nucleotide messenger RNA. Its product is annotated as putative F-box protein At1g33530. Gene Ontology annotation, molecular function: protein binding. The record is from RefSeq and is a predicted model, not a curated record. NCBI's taxonomy places the organism in Eukaryota, Viridiplantae, Streptophyta, Magnoliopsida, Brassicales, Brassicaceae.
AUGGAAAACUUCUUUAAACGUGGAAAAGUUCAUAUUUCAAAAUUUGUGCGGAAUUGUUUUAAUAAUAUAGAUAUAGCUCUGUCAAUGGUGGAACUGGUUGAGUUGAAGAGAAACAAAUGGAAGGCGAAGAUCCAACAUACCAAAGGGCAGCUUUUAGCGAUUUUGGGCAGAGUUUUAUUAGUUUGUCGUAAGAAACAAGAAAAUGCAAAACCUAGCUGUAUCAUCAAGAUACCGGAUGAUUUAAUAGAAGAGAUUCUUCACCGUCUUCCGGUGAAAUCGUUGGUAAGAUUAAAAUCAGUAUCGAAAGAAUGGAAAUCAUUGAUGGAAUCCGGCUAUUUAGCAGAGAAACACCUCCGUCUCCUUGAGAAAAAGUAUUAUGGAAUUGUUGAAGAAGAGAUGAAAAUCACUGUUCACAAGUCCACAUCGAAAAGCUUGUGUAUCAAGUUUUUCUCGAAAUGCGGUAAAAUGAGUUCUGGAGCAAGUUCAGGAGGUCUUGUUCGCGUUGCUGGUUCUUGUAAUGGUUUGGUAUGCGUACACGAGUUGGAUUCUGUCAACGUUUAUCUAUGCAACCCAAUGACAGGUGUGACCCGGACACUUACUCCUCCUCCUCAAGCUAACAACAAACUUUCAGUUGGGUUUGGGAUAGAUGUUGUGACAGGAACAUACAAAGUGGUGCUUUUUUAUUAUGGCUUGGGAACAGUGGUUUUCGAUUUCGGCACUAGCAAGUGGAGGCCAACCGCUGGUCCAAUGCCACUUUCUUGCAUUCCGCGUCCUGAUAGAAACCCAGUCUUUGUAAACGGCUCACUCUUCUGGUUGUUGAAAAAUAACUUUUCCGAGAUACUAGUCAUGGAUCUUCACACUGAAAAGUUUCGUACUUUGUCCACACCCAGCGAUAUGGGUGUGACAGUGGGUGAAAUUUACAUGUGCAGUUUCGAGGAUCGUGUCUGUUUCUUUAAUUUCAGACAAAUCUAUAAUUUCAGACAAGGUGUGCGUUCGUACGUGUGGGUCCUUUUAAAGAACGAGAGGUGGGAGAGCACUACAGAUAACUUCUUAGGUAUCCGUAGUCCUCCAAUAAGCUUGAAUUCAGCUUGGUUUUCACAGACCUUAGUUUCUCCUUGUCAGUCGUCGUCUAGCACAUGUAUCCGUUAUAGACAAAGACAGAGGAGUAGUGCAUCUGCACAAUAUUGUCAGUAGCUUCUUUAUCUUCCUCUCUCUCACAUUUAUUAUUGCUUCUCAAUCAAGUAAACAAAAAUGGUU